CAUCACCGACAGCUUCUCUCUGUUCCCCUUCUUCACCUGCACCUUCAUCUCUUUGCCAUCCCCUGGCCACCGCAUACAGCAUCCACGACGCCCAAUCGCUACGCGUCCAGGAUUGUUUCCUACACCGACAACGCAACCCGGACGACGCGCCUCGCGCGACGGGCGAAUGGCUUGCGCUGAAGUCGCCGUUGUCAUCGUCUCCCACGCCACUGGCACCGUCCGCUCCUGAAGAAGCAACGACACGGACCGCCACAUCACACCACGUCACUCGCCCCCCCGCCCUCGGCACCGUCGGGACCCCGAGAGAGCCUCAUCGCGCGCACAUUUAAUCUUCAGCGCAGUUCCCCGUUGCCCAUCGCCCAGCCCGCGCGCGCGCGCGACCCAGCAGCUCCCGGCGCACCACGCGGAGGGAUGCAGCCGGCAAAGGGGAAGACGGAGCCGCAUGGACGCAAGGCCAAGGUGGGAGCCGCCUGCACCGUCCCGGACCCCACGAGUCUUGCUAACGCGCGCUGCCGUGUCCAGCUUGCCAAUUCGUACCAGCAAUUGUUGGAGUUCGUACCGUCCUCCCCUGGCCCCCUUUCUCUGUCUGCCCCGACGCGCGCCAGCUAACCUCUCGCAGCGAAUUCUCGACCAACGAGCUCCGAUCUGUCGGCAACUAUACCCUCGGCCGCCUGAUCGGAAAGGGCUCCUUUGGCAAGGUGUACCUGGCUUCGCAUAAGCUCACCAACGGCUCCAAGGUUGUUCUCAAGUCGGCGCACAAAGAUGACUCGAACCUCGCCCGUGAAAUACAUCACCACCGGCAAUUUGUGCACCCGCACAUUGCGCGGCUGUACGAGGUCAUUGUGACCGAGUCGCUAGUCUGGCUCGUGUUGGAAUAUUGUUCCGGUAGGACAGCAUACACACCAACACCCCUCCCCCGACGUGCGAGAUGUGGCUGACACCAGACAUGCCGUAGGCGAUGAACUCUACAACUACCUCCUCGAGCAUGGGCCGCUGCCCGUCAACAAGGUCCAGAAGAUAUUCGCGCAGCUAGUCGGCGCCGUCGCCUACGUCCACAUGCAGUCGUGCGUCCAUCGAGAUCUCAAGCUCGAAAACAUACUUUUCGAUAAGCAUGAAAACGUGAAGCUCGUCGACUUUGGCUUCACCCGCGAGUACGAGGGCAGGACGAACCACCUCCAGACAUUCUGCGGCACGAUAUGCUAUGCAGCCCCCGAAAUGCUGCGAGGCGAAAAGUACGCCGGCGAAAAGGUUGACGUCUGGAGCCUGGGCAUCAUCCUGUACGCUCUGCUCUGCGGCGAGCUGCCGUUCGACGACGACGACGACAAUGUGACCCGCACCAAGAUCCUGUCCGAGGAGCCCCCAUACCCGGACCACCUCCCGGCCGACGCCGUUCCUCUGCUCAAGUCCCUCCUCUCGAAACGACCGUUUCCCCGCCCGGCACUGGACGAGAUUCUCGCCCACCCGUUCUUGGCUGAGCAUGCAGCUCCCCAGCAGCAUAUUCUCAAGGUCAAGACGCAGCCGCCAUUUUCGACGGCGCUGGAAAAGGACUGCCUGCAGCGGAUGCGCAGCGCUGGCGUCGACAUUGAUGCCGUCAUCGAGAGCGUGCUGGCGCAAAAGUGCGAUGCAUUGUCUGGCUGGUGGAAGCUACUGCUCGAAAAGGAGGAGCGCAAGAUGCUCCGGCGAGAAAAGCGGCGAAAAGAAAAAGAGACGGAGCGAAGUCUUCGCCGGCUUUCGGCGGCGUCGAGUCGGCUGGAGCGCAUGGCGCCCACGCUGCAGAAUGUAGACGAAGACGGUGGCCUGACCAGCCAAUUCAUCCGGCUGGGCGAGUCCAGCAGCUCUAGAAGGGGGAGGAGUGAGCGUAGGAGUGCUCACUACCAUCCCGACUUUGCCAUCUCCGACCUUCCCCAGCUGCCCGAAGCCAACAGAGAAAGCGGAACGUCGUACGAGGACAUGCCACCAACGCCGAUAGACAAAGACUCGAUCCGUUCUGUCUCCACGUCCCGCCAUCGUCGACCGAUACCGCCUCCAAAGGAGGGCAUACUGCGCAGUGCGAGAUCUAGAGGCUCCACUCUCCACCUUGUCACCACGUCGGAGACGAUGCUCAAGGAGCAAGACGCAGCAGGGAACCAGAACCGGCAGCAGACGACCGGGCAGAAGACGAAGAAGAAGCCAAGCGAGGCCAUCAUUGCCCACUGGAAGCACUGGACGCACUGGCUGCUCGAGAACACGUCGCGGAGGCGCAAGGGGCACGAGAGGCGGACGAGCCGCAGCACCCCCAACCUGCACAGGAAGGAGUCAAGCGCCCGCAGCAGCAAGGAUGCCAGCCCCCGGCCGCAGACGAGCAAGUAUCCCACCGCGGGGUCGCCCGCGCAGGCUACGGUGUCGCUCCCCAAGAGCGUCGUGGCCAACGGCCAUGCGUCGAAGGGAACUCCAGCGCAGGGCAGCUACGUUCAUAGAGGGACCACGACGUCGCGGUCCUCGUCGCUAUCGACGACGGCCCACGCCCAUCAUCCCCGACCGCGCGUUGCCACGUCGCAGUCCUAUAAGAGACAGUCGCUGUCGCCGUCGCCGCUGACCCCCCGUUCGACGAUUCGCCGUUCCUCGGCGGGCUUGCGUGGGAGGAAAUCUACUUCCUCGUCCAUCUCAUCGGUGCGUUCAAUGCACCAUCACCACCAUUCCCACUCCAAAGCUUCGUCGACAAGCUCCGCGGGAUCCGUCUCGACGUGUAAGACGCCACUUGGCCGCGGUCACUCGCCGCACCACUCCGUCAAAGUCCUCCCUGCGACACCAACGACGACGUCGUUUCCAUCCAACAUUCGGCUUGUUCUUGGAUCGCCCGCGCCGCCGCCCCUGCAGCUCUACAACGAGGGCAUGCCUAGCAACCAACCGCAGCCACCAGGGUCGCCGAACCCCUUCUCGUCGGGCGUUUUGUUCGCGAAGCGAAAAAAGAACAUCUUCAAAGGGCCGACGCUGAAUUUUGGCGGUGGCUUUGGAAUGGCCAGCGGUAGAAGUGCAUCGGCACACUCCCGAAGCGGCAGCGGUUCGGCGCGCGGGCGCCCAUCUGGUGAGAUCACGAUACAAGAAGAGGAAGAAGACGAAAACGCCGUGGCAGAAGAUCCGGACGAAGACAUUGAAGAGGUGGAUAUGUUUAACCCCAUUGUCGGCGGUCCGGGCGAAACGAUUGAAGAGCAAAUCAUCGAAGAUGAGGACGAAGAGCCGACGUUUACGACGAAUGUGAACAGCCCGACCUUUUCCAAAAACGACGAGGGGCCGGCGGCGCCAGAGGCGAAACUGGUGGCCUGAGAUGGCGAUACCCCAUUACAUAUACACGGAGAUGGCUUUGACGUGUGCAGCUUUUUUAUUCUUCAUGUCUAAACUUUUUGUGCGAACGCAGGACGGGAGGAAGAGCAGAUACCCGUCCACGACUCGUGGAAGAGCGUGCGAUAGGACCUUUGUACGAGUUAUCCGUGGUGUGCGUAUCCGCGCUCUGGGUUCAAAGCGAUGCUCAAGCGCGGCUUCUUGGUCGCGGAAGUUUUAGAGGCGAAGCGUGCCUACGAUACAGACCGGACGUCGACUACGGAGCGCGGGAAUCGAGAGCAGCAAAUGUAUAAAUCACUCGUUGAUGGGUAUAGUUAUGCGACCUAGAUAUCCCGGUAACUCCAAUCCAAGCGUGUCUGAG
Molecule: messenger RNA, 3679 nt
Organism: Purpureocillium takamizusanense
Lineage: Eukaryota; Fungi; Ascomycota; Sordariomycetes; Hypocreales; Ophiocordycipitaceae
Exons: 2
Coding region: 1057-3303 (748 amino acids)
Biological process (GO): intracellular signal transduction; protein phosphorylation
Cellular component (GO): cytoplasm
Molecular function (GO): ATP binding; protein serine/threonine kinase activity
Source: RefSeq, a predicted model, not a curated record